This is a messenger RNA of Drosophila serrata, 5639 nucleotides long. RefSeq names its product serine/threonine-protein kinase msn (gene msn). Gene Ontology annotation, cellular component: cytosol. Lineage: Eukaryota; Metazoa; Arthropoda; Insecta; Diptera; Drosophilidae. The record is from RefSeq and is a predicted model, not a curated record. Gene Ontology annotation, molecular function: MAP kinase kinase kinase kinase activity; ATP binding. Gene Ontology annotation, biological process: protein phosphorylation.
AAUUCGGAUUGGAAAAGAGCGGAGGUGUCGAGAUUUUGCGUCGGUUAAAGAAUUCGCCUCUGAUUUUCAUUGCACUGCAAACCGGAACUCGGGCAAACUGAACAAGUCCUGCUGCGUUGCCGUUUGUGCAAUGCAAAUGGGAUAAAGCGCCGAUCGCUGUGCGUGAGACAAGCAGCAGCAGCAAAGCAAUUCUCCAGAUCCAGAAGACAACACAACACACGAAAUAGCAAAUCAAAAUGGCGCACCAGCAGCAACAACAACUGGCUCCAUCGGUCAACUGUUCACUGGACGAUAUCGAUCUGACGGCCCUCAAGGAUCCAGCUGGCAUCUUUGAACUCAUCGAAGUUGUGGGCAAUGGCACCUACGGCCAGGUCUACAAGGGUCGUCACACGAAGACUGGUCAAUUGGCUGCCAUAAAGGUGAUGGAUGUCACCGAGGAUGAGGAGGAGGAAAUCAAGCUCGAGAUCAAUGUGCUAAAGAAAUACUCGAAUCAUCGCAACAUUGCCACCUAUUAUGGAGCCUUUAUCAAAAAGUCGCCGCCGGGUAAAGAUGAUCAGCUUUGGCUGGUGAUGGAAUACUGCGGUGCUGGUUCAGUCACAGACCUGGUCAAGUCCACCAAGGGUCAGAGUUUAAAAGAGGAAUGGAUUGCCUACAUUUGCCGCGAAAUCCUGCGUGGCCUGAGUUACCUGCACUCGAACAAGGUCAUUCAUCGCGAUAUCAAGGGUCAAAACGUGCUACUCACGGACAAUGCGGAGGUCAAGCUGGUGGAUUUCGGUGUCUCGGCUCAGCUGGAUCGAACGAUAGGCCGGCGCAACACAUUCAUCGGUACUCCCUACUGGAUGGCCCCCGAGGUCAUUGCCUGCGACGAGAAUCCCGAUGCCACAUACGACAACCGAUCCGAUCUGUGGUCGCUGGGCAUCACCGCCCUGGAGAUGGCUGAGUCACAGCCUCCGCUUUGCGAUCUGCAUCCGAUGCGAGCCCUCUUCCUGAUUCCGCGCAAUUCACCGCCGCGACUUAAAUCGAAGAAGUGGACCAAGAAGUUCCAAAGCUUCAUUGACACGGUGCUAGUAAAGGACUAUCACCAGCGGCCUUACACCGAGAACCUGCUGAAGCAUGCCUUCAUCAAGGACCAGCCCACAGAUCGCCAGGUGCGCAUCCAGCUGAAGGAUCACAUCGAUCGCUGCAAGAAACGCAAGCAGGAGAAGGAACGCGAGGACUAUCGCUACUCGGGCUCCGACAACGACGACGACGAACCGCAGCUGGCCGGUGAGCACAGCUCCAUUGUCCAGGCACCGGGCGGUGAUACGUUGCGUCGCAACUUCCAGCAGAUCCAGGAGGGUCGCAUAGCCGCCGAGCAGCAGCAGCAACAUCACCUGAUGGCCCAGGCUCAGGCACAGGCAGCAGCGGCACAUGCCGCCGCCCAGGCCCAGGCCCAGUUGCAACAGCAGCAGCAACAACAGGCCGCAGCAGCAGCGGCGGCGGCAGCCCAUGCAGCGCAACAGGCACAGGCCGCCCAGCAGCAGCAGCAGCAGCAGCAGGCGCAGGCCCAGCAGCCACAGGCCAAUCGCCAGCAGAAACCGCCAUCGCGCCAGCCGAUCGAGGAACUGGGUCCGCCGGCACGCCCGCCACAGCGCCUGAUCGUGGUGCCGGAUCCGCCGCAUGCCAAUCGGCCAUUGCCACCGACCCCCAAAUGCGGGGAGCCGGCGGGACAGACGCCGCAGCAGCUGCAGCGUAACUCGCAGAAUAACUUCAAGCCAUCGUUACCACCAAGGAGACCUGAGCCGCAGCCCCAGACAGCCGGGAUCCAGGGAUCCCAGCAGCAGGCGCAACCGGAGGCGCCGCCACGUAAUAAUCGCCAAUCGAGCGGCCUGUCUUCCAGUGGUUCCGCAUCCGGCGGCGGUUCAUCAUCAAAGCCAGCCGCAGCACUGCCACAGCAGGGUAACAAUCAUCUUGGUCAGCCAGUGAAUCCAUUGGAUCCCCUGGAUAGCAGCGAUUCGGACAGUGAGCCGGAUGAGCCCAAUGAUCGGGCCAGGAAUGAUGGCACACUCUUGGCCAGCGAUCCACCCAAGCCGCUGCCUGGCUUGGGACCAGUUUCGGAGGACGCCAAUACGACGCCGUUGAGCCACGGCAGCGGAGGACCGCCUAAUCGUCCACUGCCCCCCACGCCGGAUGAUGACGAUCAGGCCGGAGAUCGCACAUUGAUCAUGAAGCGCAAACUAGAGCAGAACAACAUUAAUCGCCUGCAAAAGUCCGCCUCGACUUCACAUGCCAAUGUAACACCGCCCUCAUCGCGUGUCCGCGGUGACCAGGACUCCCGUCUGCUGAGGGAUUGGGACUUUGAUCGCUUCUUCCCCAAGAAUGCCAAUGGACCGAGAGGUAAUAGCAAUCGUGGAAGCGAGAACAGUAGCCCCACGACCACGGCCAGCCUGAGCAGGAGCUCGCAGCUGAGCACACUCAAAGUGGACACAAAGCUGCAGCGGGCCAGUGUGGCGGAGGCCAUAACGAGACCAGUGCCACGUGGCUAUCAGCCGUUGAAGGGCGCCGAGACGAGUGCCAGCCAAAGUAUUGCCAAAGAUCAGGGACCAAGUUCCAGUUCCAGUUCCAUACAAGCGCACAAGCGUCAGGAUUCCGACUCCAAGCUACCGAUGAACUUUGUCCGAGGUUUUCGGCGCGAGAAUUCGGACUUCUUUCCGCUGACCAAGCGCCAUUCGGCAGUGCUGAGUGGAGGCACCACUUCGGGCUCUGGAUCGGGAACGGGAACGGUAACAGGAUCCAAUCAGCAGCAGCAACAACCAGCUAGAGCCAGUGCCAUGUACCAAAGGAACAGCAUUUACAACAGCAGCCUCACAAGCAGCAGCAUCAGCAGCAGCAACAGCAGCAGCAACAAGAACCAAAAGGAGAAUGCUGCAGCCACGCCAGCAGCUCCAACAGCCAAGGGAGCUGCACCCAAGGCUUCCAAAUCCUUGGCCAGCUUCAACUUCCUGCGACCGCGUCGCGAAAAGACUGAAUCCGUGAUUGUGCUGCAGAAUGCUGCAGUUCGUGCCCAGCGGCAGCAGCAGCAGCAGCAACUGCAGCAGCAGCAGCAACAGCAGCAACUGCAGCAGCAGCAGCAACAACAGAAUCGAGGAGGAGGCGGCGGCGGUGGAAGCGGCGUUGGAGGCGGAGGCGUCAGCGGCAGCAGCGGCGGUGUGGGAGCCGAUGGUUUAGGGACUCCUGGAACCAGGACCAGCAGCGUCCUGCCCGAUCUGCUCAGCCAGGCAUCGCCGGCAACGCCACCGCGUCACGAUAAAUCAUCCAGUGAGGAGUAUCAGGCGGCCAUUAGCUCAUCCGUGCAUUCCACGCCAUCGAAAUCCUUUAUCGCUAGCAGCGGAAGCGGCAGCGGCAGUGUCGGCGCUCUAGGCGGUCUCGGCUUGGGGGGCGGUACCGUUCUUGGGGGCGUGAUUAUUAGCAGUAAUAAUCACUCGCCACAAUCGACGAUAUCGCUCGCCUCGUCCUCAUCGAAUUCACGCCAGAAUUCGCCAAAGAAUUCAAUCAGCAAGACGCGCUCCUCCAGCAGUAUUACUAAUCUCUUGCACAAAUCUGCUUCUUCCUCCUCCGCGAACCUACACCACUUGACGCCCUGCUCCUCAACGUCCUCGGCCUCGCUCUCGAUCUCCAAUUCUAAUGCCAAUGCCAACAAUACACCGCUACCGCCGCACGCGUAUGCCCUGCAACAGAAGCAACGCAGCUUCCUGACCUUCGGCUUCGGUGCCGGCGGCUCCGGUCCAUCGCGUCGCGAGUCCCAUGUCAAUGUCAAUGUGACGCCCACCUCGCAUGAGGCAGCCAAUGAUACGCCCGAGAUCCGUAAGUAUAAGAAGCGUUUCAACUCGGAGAUUCUGUGUGCGGCGCUUUGGGGAGUUAAUCUGCUGAUCGGAACGGAGAAUGGUUUAAUGUUGCUGGAUCGAUCUGGACAGGGGAAGGUCUACCAGCUCAUUUCGCGACGUCGUUUCCAGCAAAUGGAGGUGCUAGAGGGCCAGAAUAUAUUGGUCACCAUAUCCGGAAAGAAAAAUCGCGUGCGCGUCUACUACUUGUCCUGGCUCAAGUCGAAGAUCUUAAGAACCGAUGGCCUGUCCGACCAAGUGGAACGACGCAAUGGUUGGAUUAACGUUGGUGAUCUCCAAGGUGCUGUACAUUUUAAGAUUGUCAAAUACGAGAGGAUUAAGUUCCUAGUGAUUGCAUUAAAAGACUCGAUUGAAAUUUAUGCAUGGGCACCCAAACCAUAUCACAAAUUUAUGGCAUUUAAGAAUUUUGGUGAAUUGGAACAUCGCCCCCUUUUGGUCGAUCUAACAAUUGAGGAUCAAUCGAGACUGAAAGUGAUCUAUGGCUCCGCCGAGGGUUUCCAUGCGGUUGAUUUAGAUUCAGCUGAAGUAUACGAUAUCUAUCUUCCCAAGCAUACUCAGGGUGCAAUCAUUCCGCACUGUAUUGUGGCGCUUCCAAACUCAAAUGGCAUGCAACUGCUGCUCUGCUACGACAAUGAAGGCGUCUAUGUCAACACUGUGGGUCGUGUGUCCAAGAAUAUUGUGCUGCAGUGGGGCGAAAUGCCCACCUCAGUGGCAUAUAUUGGCACGGGACAAAUUAUGGGUUGGGGCAAUAAAGCAAUAGAGAUACGUUCCGUUGAAAGCGGCCAUUUGGAUGGUGUGUUCAUGCACAAGAAGGCGCAGCGCUUGAAAUUCCUUUGCGAGCGCAACGACAAAGUAUUCUUCAGCAGUGCCAAAGGUGCUUCAUCGUGUCAAAUCUACUUUAUGACGCUCAACAAGCCGGGCAUGGCCAACUGGUAAUCGAUGAUCUUGGCAGCCUUUUGCUCAACCCAGCAGUGAGGCAAAUCCAUAAACAUUUUCUUCUUAUUUUACAAAAAAAAAAAACACAAGCAAAACAAAAAAAGAAAAGUAUCUAAAAAGCGAACACACAACACACUCACACAACAUAACGAAGAGAUAAUUAGCUGAUUUAAGUGAAGAAGAGUGCUUAUGAAAUUCACCACGACAAACAACAACGUUUCAAUUAGUAAAUGUGCUAAGAGAGCUCAGAAGGGAAUCGACGAGCCUAUAUAUAUAUAUAUAUAUAUAUAUAUAUAUAUAUAUAAAAUAAUCUACUUAAUAUUUAGAGAGACAAAACGAACACACAUUGCAAGCUCACUCGCCGAGGUUUUUCGUAAGAUCUGAAGAGAACAGAGAACAGAAACCGCAGAAAAGCAAUUUAUCCCCUAUUCCUUUCGGUGUAUGUAUAUUGACGUUACAUAAAAAUGAUCCCAGAUUCAUUUCGAAUGUCGUCUCAAGUAUGUUGAUUUUCCGAUAAUUAUGAUUUCGCUUACAAGUUAAACUUAAGUUGAAAACAAAGCAAGAACAUACGAGUAUAUGUAUCGAAGAGAACGUCGCAUAUACAUAUAUAUAUAUAAAGUAUAUAAAUAUAGGAAUAAUAACAAUAUGCAGUUAGUUUUUGUUCUUGAUAUUAUCAAACAUAGAAUUUAUUUGUGCGUUUUUCUGAUAAUGAUCACACAUGUGUUAGUGCAGAGCAGAGGAAAUAGCACUCAUUUUAUGGAGAAGAAAGAGAAAGGAGAAGGAGAAGGAUAAGCGAAGCAAACAAAACCCACAUAAACAAAA